AUAGCAACACAGACUCUUGUGUCGUAAAAGGGUGAGUGAACCGCCUCAUUGUUAUUUAUUGCAUUUGUCUCUAAUAAUACAUUAAUUAGCCGUUUUACGGACACAGCGAGUGCAAUAACAUAGGCCGCGACAGCCAUGCCAAUGUGAGUAAUAUACAAGAGGUGUGGCACGUCGCUGGGGCGUUGUUUCUUGGUGCAGUGACAUUGUUGGUGUGAAAAAUAUUUUGCCUAUCUCGACGCAACAUGACCGAGUACAAAUUGGUGGUGGUAGGUGCUGGAGGCGUCGGUAAAUCCGCAUUGACUAUACAACUUAUACAAAAUCAUUUUGUGGACGAGUAUGAUCCUACUAUUGAGGAUUCGUAUAGGAAACAAGUGGUGAUUGAUGGUGAAACGUGCUUACUGGAUAUUCUCGAUACGGCUGGUCAAGAGGAGUAUUCCGCAAUGAGGGAUCAAUACAUGCGGACGGGGGAAGGGUUCCUGCUGGUGUUUGCGGUGAACAGUGCUAAAAGUUUCGAGGACAUUGGCUCGUAUCGAGAGCAAAUCAAACGCGUCAAGGACGCGGAAGAAGUGCCCAUGGUGCUGGUGGGUAACAAGUGUGACCUACAGGCGUGGGCUGUCGACAUGACACAAGCACGAGAAGUGGCGCGGAGUUACGACGUACCCUUUGUGGAGACAUCGGCCAAGACGCGGAUGGGAGUCGACGACGCCUUCUACACCCUAGUCCGCGAAAUCCGCAAGGACAAAGAGAGCCGCGGCAAAAAAUAUAGGAGAGGAAACAAAAGGGGCACCCGGGCCCCGUUCAAGUGCAUACUACUGUAAAAUAUAUAAUUAAUGUAACAACUGAUAUUUAUGGAUAUCAUCUAUUAGAGUCCAUUGAACUUCGUUUAGUACUCCACUCGUGAACCAUAUCCUAGCGCUGGAAAUAUUGCUUAACGGUAAGCUUGUAUUCAUAUAUUAUUAAAAGUACAUGUUAUUGUGAAUAUGCAAUAGUUCAUUGUUGAAAUAAUAUCUCGUUUAAGGAGAAGUAAAAAAUUGUGCGGCGCGUGUUGCGAAGCUUUGUGUAGAUUACGACAUAGGGCUGUCAAAUGCUCAGAACCUGCCGAGGUUUUCCAUAAGUAAGAGUGUAUGAGGCUCUUCAGAAAGAGCGUAUUUAGGUUUCUUUAGGGUUGGCAAUGCGCACUUGACGUCCCUGUUGUUGCAUACGUCUGUAGACUACGGGCUGAAUGCUCAUUUGCCACCUUUGUGGUAUAAAAAAAAGCGUUUAUCAAUAUAAACAUAAUCGUCUACACAUACCAUCAAUUUAUAUAAUUUUCUCCUCGCACUACACGCCUCACUAUGAUUCAUAAACGAGACCAAAAAGAUAGGCUAUAUAGGCCACUUUCAUUCUUGUCAUGGAAUCAAUUCCCCAUUAAUUCUGAGAGCCCAAAAUCUUUCAUUGUCAUAUGGAAAAAAAAUGUGGCAUAAAUGUCUGGUUGACUAAUUUAAUCAUAUUAUUAUGUGUACAAUAUAUGUCUGUCAUGGUCAGCAGUAAGUUAUACAAAGAAAAAUCAGGAAAUACUACUUGGUCAACAUCAGUCAAACACAGUUUUGACUUAAAUAUAGCUUCCUUGUAUUAUUUACUUUUGACUUUACCAAUUCUUUAUUUAUUUUAUUUAAUUCUCUAUUGUACACACCAGUUAUAAGAAUAUGACAGGGAUAAUCAGAUGUACAAAGGCGAGCAUAACUCAAAUAGAGUUUUCUUCCUUUAUAUAUUAUAUUAUAAAUUAAAUUUCACUACGUUAUUAAUAGUCUCUUCUCAUAAAAACGUCUAUGGAAAUAGAUAAGAACAAAUUUUAUUUUCCAGUAUCUAAGCUACCGGAAGCCCACAAAACCAGUUCAAUUAAUUAAGCUAGGUGUAUCUAAGAAAUUGAGGUGUAAAUCUCUGAAUAUUGAUAUAUGAAAACUAAUACGAUGAAUAUCCGUAAACAUUAGUUACCAGCAUACAAUGCAUAUUUUUAUGUCUAGCAGCCAAUCGUUUGGCUUGGCAACAAGUACAUUUUGAUAGAAAGAGUCUCGUUCAAUUGACGGGAUGGUUCGGGCUUAAAAGUGAACUUGGAGAUUGAGUUGUAUGAUAUGAGACUAGAUACAUUAAUUUGCAUUAAAUAUAAAAUAUCGUACGGCCGUUAAAAGUACUGUACUUUUGAGUAUAGCAGAAACGCCGUAUCAUAAAUACGAUGUACUAAUUGAAUUCACGUAAUAAGAUUCGUGUCGCUUGGCAGUCAGUGUACUUUUACAUAUAAAAUAUAUUGACGAGAAUGGCGUGUAUAUAUAUAUGUAUGUUAAAUUUUGACAUAUUACCUUGAAAAUGUGAAAACUCAAUCUCUGCCUCUAUCGCCAACCUCUCAAGGUGCUAUUAAGGGUCAUAGUACACUUGUGGCGAGUCUGAUUUGCCAUAACACUAUAUUAAAAUAACAAUCAACAUUCUGAGAUGGGAAUAUUUUACACGUCAAUAGUGAUAAGCUUGCAACACACAAGGCUAUCUAUAUAUAAAUAUGGAUAGGUAGAAUAGAGAGACAAGUGUUUAUUCUAAUGGAAAAAGUUUGUGUUUAUUUUUCAUUUUACGAUUUGUUGCAAUCGACAUUCGAUAUGUUUGAGAAUAGACCAUUCUAUAAUUCGUGAUUGCGCAUGAUUCGAUUGAUUAGAAAUGGCUAAUUUAAUAAUAUAACAUUAACAAAACUGACAUUACUCAUCUAAUUAAUAAGUUGGUCGUAAACGCUGAAUGCCUGCGUCUUCGUAGAGUCCGAUUCAAUGUGCUGGAUACCAAAAUCGCUCGCUACUAUUUUAUUAUUAAAAACAUUUGUUAUACAACAAGAUACAGAGCAUGUCAGUGAUUACUAUUAUAUAAAUGCCAUAAUCGGGAUAAGAUUAUCGCUAGUGAUAAAAUAUUUAUUUAUAAAAAUACAAUUUGUAUUUUAUAUUCGAAUCGAGAUUUUAAUAGUUUAUUUUUAACACAAUUCUCUAUGGUCGUUACAUGAAUUGACAUGAAUUAAUUCAAUAAAAUAAUAAAAGUGAUGUUUUACAAAUUUCCUGCAGAUUAGAUAUAUAAAACCAAGAACUCUAAUGACUUUUUCCCUGUACUGUUUGCCCUCUAAAGAUCAUAGCAUGAAUAUAUAGAGAGAUAGGUAACCCGGCAGCUAUAUGCAUAAAAUGCGAUCUGAAAUCACUUUUUCUUAGUCAAAAACGCCAUACCUUACUAGAAUUGGAGUCGUCUAAUUUCCAUAUUUAUUAAUAACCUAAAAGGAAAAUUAUAAAUCUUAUGAACAAGAUGUUUCAUAAUACUUUACAAUUCUAGGUAUUUAUAUGACAAAUAGCUUGAAUACAAUAUUAAUAGAAUGAGCGCAUUUAACAAAAUGAAUCAUUCUCAUAGUUUUAUCUGCCAACUAACAAUGUACCUACUUUACUAUUUUCAUACAUAUGUUUAGUUAAAUAAAUAUUAUUACCAAUGCAAAAGUUACAGGUGAUUUUUAAUAAUCAACAAUUACAAUCUAUCUAUUAAUCAUUUAAUUUUUAAUUAUAAUUUAUAUAGAAAUAAAGUAACCUAAAAUUGGUAUCAAAUCAAAAUUACAAAUUUUAGAAAUUUGAAAGUGAAUGACUUUUUGUAACAUUUUUAAUGCUUUGACCACAUAUUUAAUAUCUAAUGUGUAUUGUUGAUCUAAUAUCAUAAUGAUCUAAUGUAAAUACAAAACUAUUAAACUUACAUAAAGGACCCUUUAAACGAUCAAUGUCGAAUUUUUUUUUUAUGAAUUGGAUUUAAUUAAAGUUUAACGAAAUAGUUAAAAUGUGUUUUUUUAAUACAAUUUCAUUUGUAAUAUACAAGUUAUUCUCUAUAAAACUAAUAUUUCAAUUUGAUACUACGCCACAAUAUUAUUUUAAAGACAAAGUAAGAACUGAAUAACAGAAUUGAGUCAAAUAUACUUUUUUAAGUUGAUUGUCGAUGGAUAAUCCAUUCUUGGCAUUUAAACUGUACUUAUUAUUUUUUUUUUCUUUUUAGAGAUUGGUUAAAGCAUCGACCCCCAUUAACUGGUUAAUGCAAAAUAAUAAUGAAAAUGUGUCGAUUUCUAACAAAUAAACGAUAAAAAUAUGAGCAUGCUUUUGCUGCUUCUUCUGCUUAUAUGCGUCAUAGUGAAAAUCUUUAUUUCUGUUUAUUUAUAAUCAGAUAAAUGUACAAAAACGUUCAAUGAACUUAAUUUAUACCCAAUAAUAUUAUACAGAAUUGAUAAUUCUCAUACGCAAUUAACAACUUACUAUAUUAUAUUGUAUAAGUUAAGAAUAAUAUUCAACUUAUGUUAUUUUAUACAUAAAUGUAACUAUAAAUUUGUUUAGCUCAAUAAUAAUUGAUAUACUUGUAGGCUACAGAGAAAAUUGUUCAACCAUAAUGCAGAUCUAUUACGCACACACAGUCUAAUCGAGUUACACUUAAUCAAGCUCUCUUGCCCGGAAUCGCAGUGUCACCGCGCUUCUGUCAUAUUUGGUGGUUUUACCGACUGCUCAAAAAUGGAGGGUAAUGUUUUUCACGUUGAAUAUAGCGGCCAUAGUUCGUUAAUUUUAGAGUAAUAUUUUACUAUAAUUUAACAAUCGGGUUUUUUUAAUGUAAUAACUACCGGUUUAACUUACGUGUAAUUAGAUCGAGAAAGACCGACUAGUUGCACGAUCAAUUCGAGACCCUUAAUCACGAGCGGCUAUGACGCGAGCGCGAGCCUGCUUAUGAAACUUUAAACAAUAAAAUCGAGGUUUUUGUAAAUGUCACGUUUGUCUAAUUUUUGUCAUUUUACAUAAGAGAAUGACCUUCCCCUUGACAUGUUCCCUAAGUCCUAUAACAUCAGAUUCUUCAAACGAAUUAUAAAAAAAGCACUUAGUAAGCCGGCAUAGUGCGGCCAACCUUUGAGAGUAGAACAUUCAUUUUUUGAUUGACCGCAUUCAUGUUGUCUCUGUGAUCGCUCAGGAUGGUGUAGUCACAUGUCGUACUAUUAUGGGGAAAGUCUUCAAAAUACAGUCAAUAAAUACGUACAUAAUGUAUUAAACUUCAAAUCAUCUAUCUAUAUAAUAAAUCAUCGUGUUUGUAGUCCCCAGUCAUAAGCUACUUACGAUUGUAACAGUAGAUGACGCUCUGUAACAUAAUGGAUGCAGACAUGCAAAAAGAAAAUGUGAACAUUUCUAAAUUUUGACAUUUAUUUGUCAUUUUCCAGACAUUUGUUGUCUGGUUUCUCAUAAUUACAAUAUAAAUUUGGAAUGUUGUAUAUAAAAUAAGUGUAAAAUACAACAAAAUGAUAAAAAAAUAACCACCAAAUACAGAAAAUUACUACGUUGCGAUUAUUCUCAGAAUAGGCUUCUUAGUGGAUGAAAUAAUGAAAGUAUGCGUGACAUGAAUCACGCGCAAAGUUCUGCGUACACUGCACAUGUGGCGAUGGCUUUUCGUUGUGUUCGAUAUAGAAAGGUUAUAGCGUAAUAUAAGGGUCAUUGUUGAAUGUUUUCUACUGUAGCUAAUUUUACUUGUAGUCAAAAUAUGCUCGAACUCAAUUAUAAGCGGAAUCGUUUUGUAAAUCAAAAUAAUAGGCAACUAAUUUUCGAAUAGUAAUAUAUAGAAAAAAAAAUAUGACCAUUAAAAUGAUGCCGGACAUCUGAAAACUGACUGGUUUUCCUACUUGACAUUUUUAAAUAGUCUUUAUAUAUCUUUUUAUCGAAAUAAUAAACGCAUAAAAUAGACAAACCACAGAAAAAGCACAUUUAAAUUAAAAAAAAAAAACCCCUAUUGUUUAUGUUUAUAAAUUCUCAUAUAUACGCGCAAAAAAUUUAUCGAUAUAUUGGUGAUACAUUACGAAUAAGAUGUUAUGUCCUACGCGUUAUUCGCAAUUAAUUGUACCUCUUUUAAAAAUGUGUAAAAAAAUGGACAGUCAAUAUGAAUAAAAUUGAAAAAAAAAAAUUAAAAAUGGUAACAUGUAUAAUUUUUGAAACUAUCAUCAGAACCAUGUGAAUAAAACACUGGUACAUUACUACACAAACGUAAUAAAAAAGUAUUUUUGUAACAAUUAUAAGUAGCCUUUGUUUAAUUACAAUGUAAUAUUGUAAUAUUCUGUAUCUUUGUACACAUAAAAAUUUGUUCGCGCCUCUAGGUUAAUAAAUAUAUAUAUUUUUAAUCUUACAGGAAUUAAAAAUGGUGCGGUUUUCUCUAUUGCCAAUAAAUUUUGUUAUAGUCGUCAAAUAAUCAGAUUUAAACUCGCAGAUUUGCCGCCAAAUUACCACAUCGAAAAAAGAUUUUGAGUUGUUUUAUCUUCAUGGCGUUUUUCGUACAUAAAAUGCUCUAUAACCUAUCUAUCGUCAUAUAAUUUCGACCACAAAAAAUAAUUUAAUGAAUGAAUUCAUUCAUUGAAUCAGUAAUUUGGCAGAGAAUCAACCAGUUUGGUAAUAAAAGAAAAAUAUUCCCACUUAAAAAUACUAACAAUGAGUUAUCUAUUGGUAUCUCUAUUUACAUAAUUACUAGAACAAAAAAAAAUAAAGUUGUAAAGAGAUACUGAUAGAUAUUUAAAUUGAUCAGAAAUUUAUUUUGUAGUAAGUAUCCGUUUUACACCAUAUUAUGAAUGUUCUUUGUCUUAGUAUAAUGUACAUAAUAUAGAUAGUUUCCUUUCCAACAAAUAAACAGUUCGCGACAAAUAACUCGAACAUAAAGCUUGCGCAAGUAGUUGAACGCUUUUAUACGUAUAAUUGAUACUAUGAUAGCAGGCACGUGGUAUUAGUAAAGUGUUCAAGUUAUUUGCCGGUAUUUAAACACAUGUAUGCUAAGUAAAUUGUUUAUAAGUUAUUACAUAAGUAUGAAACAGGAAUUAGAGUGCAGUACCUAUAAAAUACGAUCAUAAUCAUUGUGUGACCUAAUUCUUUUAUUUCCUAGGCCCAGCGCUCACCAAUUGAUUGAUACAUUGUUAUAAUAAAGUAUAGCCUUUUAUUAAUUGAAAAAAUUCUAAAAUUUUGUCACUGUGUGUUUAAAAUGUAGAUAGAACACGGCCAUACUUUGGUGACUAGAGCUUAUUGCACAUCGUGUUGGUUAGCGCUGGCCCUUGUUCUUACUAUAAAUACAAUACAAUGAACUAACCGAAACGAAUUUUAAUUACGCAACAAAUAAACAUGGGUUUUAAUUGACAGUUUGCUAUAGGAUUUAAGUUAUUUUAUAUAAUUAACUAAGUAGUACGAUAUAAAUAAUACCUAAUUUGCUUUUUAUAGAUUACGUAAUCGAAUGAUGUCGAAUGCUGCCAUAAAAAAUGAGGUACCUAUCCAAAAUUUUUAAUUGCCAUAAUAAUAUUUUUGUCUGCCUUCAACUUUUUAAACAAUCAAAUGUUUAAAGCUUUGCUCCAUAAUGUAUAUGGUAACGGAGAUGACGUCAUAUUAAGCAUUUUAAUCGACGAAUAUUUUGAAAUAUUGUAAUAAAUCAACUUUGAUGCUAGUGCACAAUUUUGUUGGAAAUAGUAGAUAUUUUACAAUUACUUCUGUAACAGUAUAGCACAAGAAUGUGUGCUAAUUGAACUAAAUAAAAUUGACAAGCCAA
This is a messenger RNA of Galleria mellonella (greater wax moth), 7572 nucleotides long. RefSeq names its product GTPase HRas (gene Ras85D). The record is from RefSeq and is a predicted model, not a curated record. Lineage: Eukaryota; Metazoa; Arthropoda; Insecta; Lepidoptera; Pyralidae. Gene Ontology annotation, cellular component: plasma membrane. Gene Ontology annotation, molecular function: GTP binding; GTPase activity; GDP binding. Gene Ontology annotation, biological process: epidermal growth factor receptor signaling pathway; Ras protein signal transduction. The coding region runs from base 243 to 818 and encodes 191 amino acids. The transcript has 2 exons.